Messenger RNA from Theileria equi strain WA, 933 nucleotides. RefSeq names its product signal peptide containing protein. The record is from RefSeq and is a predicted model, not a curated record. NCBI's taxonomy places the organism in Eukaryota, Apicomplexa, Aconoidasida, Piroplasmida, Theileriidae. The coding region runs from base 1 to 933 and encodes 310 amino acids. The transcript has a single exon.
AUGUCCAUAUUUGCCCGUUUAAUUGGCGCCAAGACUCUCUUCUUCCUUCUCAUCCUCUACACCUCCACUCUACUUGCAAUCGACGUUACCUUUGACAUAUCCACAAAAGGGGACUUUUACAACAUCAUAGAGCACCUGGAAUACAACAAGGAUGUUGUGGAGCGUACUUAUAUUCCGCAUUCAGACUGCAAGAUCAAGAGAAUCAUCGACGGUAACGAGAUCCUCUGGGACGCCGAACCUGGGACUGAGUGCGGGAAUCUGACGGUCUUUGCUCUGGGUAGUGAAAGGAAAAUGCUCUCCAUCAGAGUAAUGACUGCGAGCGGUUCCGAAUUCAUCUGGAUGGAGAGGUUUAGGAGCCACUGGAGGUUCAUGGCUGAUGAAGAGUUUGGCAAGUGUUGGUACCAACUGCAUCACGGAAGAGAGCUGAAGUUGGAGGACCCGCAUAGUCACACCUUCAAGGCCGAGGAAUGCAAGUCCAUCUACGGAAAGGGGCUGAGGAUUAUGCCGAUUUUGGACUACAAGAUCAGGUCGGUGACUUGUCUCGGGGAGGAGCUCUGGAGCUCAGACGAACUAGACUGCGAGUUUGUCAUUGUCUACGGAGACUUUACAGACCCAAGGUGGGUGAGCAUAACCAUAAACUUUGGUGGAAUCUACCAUACCGUGUACUUUCAGAGAACAGCGAUAGAGUGGAAGACGCGCUCAUUUGAGGAGUUUUCAGAGGAGAUUAAAAGGGCAAGAAUUUAUAGUGACGAUCCAGGAGAAGGCUGUUCAUACGUGACGCACUUUUACAGGCAUUCAGCCCCUAGAAGGAGUGCAGUUAGGACGGGGACGAAUACGGCGGAAGCCAAUGCUGGCCAUUGGAAUUUUAUAAAUUACACCGAGGAAGAGAUUAAGGAUUUGUAUUAUGAAUGCGCUAGCGGCCAAAGAGAGUAG